Molecule: messenger RNA, 728 nt
Organism: Rhineura floridana
Lineage: Eukaryota; Metazoa; Chordata; Lepidosauria; Squamata; Rhineuridae
Product: histone H3
Exons: 1
Coding region: 44-454 (136 amino acids)
Cellular component (GO): nucleosome
Molecular function (GO): structural constituent of chromatin; DNA binding; protein heterodimerization activity
Source: RefSeq, a predicted model, not a curated record
UGUGUUCUCCAUUUAUAGAGCAUAGCUCUUUCUAGUCGUGGUAAUGGCCCGUACUAAGCAGACAGCUCGCAAGUCCACUGGCGGGAAAGCGCCUCGCAAGCAGCUGGCUACCAAAGCUGCCCGGAAGAGUGCCCCAGCCACCGGCGGAGUGAAAAAGCCUCACCGCUACCGUCCUGGGACCGUCGCCCUGAGAGAGAUUCGGCGCUACCAGAAGUCAACGGAGCUUCUCAUCCGCAAGCUGCCUUUCCAGCGCCUGGUGCGAGAAAUUGCCCAGGACUUCAAAACCGAUCUGCGGUUCCAGAGCUCGGCUGUUAUGGCCUUGCAAGAGGCGAGCGAGGCUUACUUGGUGGGUCUUUUUGAAGACACCAACCUGUGCGCCAUCCAUGCCAAGCGAGUUACCAUCAUGCCCAAGGAUAUCCAGCUGGCUCGCCGCAUCCGCGGAGAAAGGGCAUAAAAACAUUUCUAUAGCAGUAGGCUCGUAUACUCAGAAACCCAAAGGCUCUUUUAAGAGCCACAACAUCGCCAUUGAAAAAACUGAAUUACGCUAUUUAAACUAGUUAGGCGAAGAUGGGUUAAAAUUGAAUGCCCCGUACGGGUGUGUGUUUUAAGUUUCCGGGCUCAAAACUGGCGCUCUGGCGGAGAGGCAUUUAAUCUAGAAGGAAAACACCAAUUUCACCUUCACCACCCCUUUUAUUAAAAAAAAAAUAUAAACAGGACAACCGAAAUAA